Molecule: messenger RNA, 7103 nt
Organism: Daphnia pulex (common water flea)
Lineage: Eukaryota; Metazoa; Arthropoda; Branchiopoda; Diplostraca; Daphniidae
Gene: sick
Product: neuron navigator 3-like
Exons: 26
Coding region: 686-6742 (2018 amino acids)
Biological process (GO): neurogenesis; nervous system development
Molecular function (GO): ATP binding; ATP hydrolysis activity; protein binding
Source: RefSeq, a predicted model, not a curated record
GUGAGUCACUUGUGGGCCUCGUGAGUGUAACACAGCACCGUGUAUAUUGCCGGCCGACGUGGGCUUCUCUAUAGUUUGACUUCGGUACUGUGUGUGAGUCGUUGGCUUGGCUGGGCUCGCUGCUGGCCCUCAGUCUGUGUCCCGUUCUCGCCCAGAGCGGACGCCCGUUUGCGUGCGUGUCUGUGUGUGCCAACAAUUUCACAUAUCUCACGAGCUGAGCCGACUGGCGUGUAUAUUUUUUUCGAUCGACACGUGUAGAGUUUUGGGGUGUUUACACAGUUCGUUUGAAUUGAUAUCGGACAGCAGUUCAUCUCUUGGCUCGGCUCGGGUGUUUUUUGUGUGUCUACUAUUACACAGUUCAGUGAGCGCGGCGAUAUUAUUUAUAAACAUUCUAGCCCGCGGGAGCCCAACAAAUAAAUAAAAAAAAAGAGAUUUUUUCAAAAAAAAAAAAGUCAUUGGAUUUUUCGUUCGUUUCGUAUACGGCGGAUGGGAGUUGUCGACUGGGACGAAAUUUAUUUCCCCCCCGAACGGACUUGUAUAAUUUAUCUCUCUGCAAUGGCCUGAAGGGAUUUGGGUCCGCUCUGAGAAAGACGAUGGUGCCAUUAUUUGACCGAAAUCAUCAUCAUCAUCAUCUUAUUCCUGCCCAGUCGUUUGGGCAACAACAGGUGUGCCGAGCUAACCGAAGAUGAUGACACAAGGGACGACAUCGCAGGGAAGCAACGGCCAUUUAAGGCCGCCCCGUAAAUACACGCCCAGCGAGACCACACAGAUCUACACCGACUGGGCCAAUCACUACCUGGAGAAGGUCAAGUCGAAGCGACGCAUCCAGGAUCUGCCUAACGAUGUCACCGAUGGAGUGAUUCUGGCCGACGUCAUCGAAGCUGUCGCCAAUCAGAAAUUACCCGACGUCAAUCGCAAACCGAAAAACGCCUCGCAAAUGAUUGAUAACAUCGCCACUUGCCUGAGACUGCUGACGGCGCUGGGCAUUCCACUGGACGACGUCACGGCCAGUGAGAUACACCAGGGCAAUUUGAAAUCCAUCCUCACCGUGUUUUUCGCCCUGUCGCGCUACAAACAGCAACAGAAAUUGCAGCAUCAGCAACAGCAGCAGCAGCAACAAGAAAUGGCCAAGAUUCCGAUUGCCAAGACGAAUGUUUCGUCGAUUCCGGCGGUUGGACUCGUCAAAAGACCCGGGCAAAUGCAGAUGAUCUCGAAAAUAGCGGUGCCAUCUAGUGUUCAUUAUGGUUCUCCACAGCUGAGACCGAUUUCCAGCACUGCUACAUCUGCUGCCAGUUCUCGAUCAGCUAGUCCCAGCCUUUGCAGCACUGGAAGUGGCAACCUCUCUUCAACUGGUUCACUCAUACCACGAACUCCAACUAAAACAAAUUCUUCAGUAAAGAUUAAUUCAAUCAAGACUCCACUGGCCGCUCAUCCAAUGCAGAAGCAAUCCAUGCUAGAUAAAUUUAAAUUAUUCAAGCCCAAUGAAAAAUCUGUUGGUAUUCCAACUGCCCUAUCGAAGAGGCCAUCUAGUUCGAGUGGGUUCAGUUCUGGGCGUUCAGAGCAGGGAGAUUCAAGUUCGUUCAACAGCAGUAACGGUCAUGCAACUCCACUGACAACUUUGGCCGUUUUCGAUCAACCACCAUCGCAAAAGAAGACGAUACCCAACGCUCUUGUAGUUCAAAACGGCACCAAAGAGAGAAGCAUCAGAACUCGAGCGAAAAACUCGCCCAAAUUGUCGCCCAAAGUGAAACGAUUGGCCGAAACUGAAGAGAUUAGCAGCAGUGUCAAAGUGAACGAGCAACCAGCCCCGGCGACGACGAUGGCUGCCAAACCCUUUUGCUCUGGUGGUAGCGGUAUACCCAAGCCGACAGCUGCCGUUAAGGGUACCGCCAAAGUUGUGAGGAAGCCAAGUGCAACGGAGGAGGCCGUCCUGGAGAGAACACCCGGUGAUGGGAAAGAAGUACCGACCGCUUCUAAUAAGGCUAGUUGCAAGUCCGAGAUGAUGAUGGUGGAACCCUCUGCUACAAAUUCAACUGCUGUGGAUAGCGCUUCUUCUUCUGCUGCUCCUUUGCCGCCUCACGAUUCUAAUUUGUUGGGAAACUCUCCAGCCGUUUCUCUUAGGGAAACUACGCUAUCAAGUCAAGUGGCCGUCAAGUGCAAUAGCGGCACGGAUAGUCCCACUACGCGUCUUCCUUCGAUUGCGGACACUAGUGAGCCAAGUAGUCAGCAGCCCACUGUAUCCCGCUCUCAAAACCAACCAGGCCACAUCCCUUCGGACGUUGUUGAUCAAGCAAAUCAGCAGCAGUUGGAAAUCAAACCGCAGGAAAAGUUGGCCGACCGAGCCGAUCUCAUACCUCCAUCCGAGAGCGAUCAACCGGACGAUUGCAAGGCCGACAAUGCUCGGUCUUUGAACAACAACAGUAGUUUCGUGGCCAAAGUGUUCCCCAUGACGACCAGCGACCUGGAAACGUCGCCACCUUCUUCCAGUGACAUCAGUGACCCCACGGGCCAGUGUCAAGAUGACGACGAGGACGAAUCGAUGAACAUUCAACCCAUGACGAUAUUUCCCGCCAGCAAGGGUCUCGGCAAGCGGCACGAGUAUUCAAACGGGCCCAGCCAGUCGUUUCACGAGAGUCCAACGACAGUCAAACGGGCGGCAAACACUUCGUACGCCGAUCCGCUCGAUGGCUACUUGUCGGAGGGCGGUGCAUCUCUCUAUGCUCGGAAGCUCCAUUAUUUGGCGGUGACUCAGCGCAAUAAAGAUGAAGACAGUUACGACGACUCCAGUUCGCUUUCCAGUGGCAUUUCAGAUCCUUGGACCGACGUUUAUGGACUUCAUUUCAAGAUGGAACACAAUGGAGGUGUCUACCCUGGUAUUCCCAAUGGUUAUGGAACGCCUCUGCAGAAUCGCCGUCAUCCACCCGCUGUCGCUGAAACUUCUCCUUACAAACAAAUCUCGAGUUCGCAAUGGAAGAAGUUUAUCGAGGCCGGCCGCUUGCCAUCAUCGGAAAGGUUCCAAACGGAACUUUGGAAGAGCGACUCCCGGGAACGAUCACGAUCCCAACAGCAGGAAGUCCCCUCCCCUAGAAAGACGGAGCACAAAAAAUUGAACACCAUCGAGUCGGGCAAGCGGAGUAAAGUGUAUACGGAAAGUGAAACAAGCGAACGACGCCAACCGGCAAAAGGCGUUCCAGCCUCGUUUGGCUACGUCAAGAAGAACACUGGGUAUCCGGGAUUGGACGUCAAGCGUUACGAUUCGUCGACUAUGAACGGAAAGGCAGUCACUUACAAGACGGCCAAUGUGGCUACGGUUCCGAAGCUGAUGGAAGACCAACAUCGAGAGAACAAUGUUCCAGCCAACUCGAAUCGAAGCUUAGAAAGACCAAAAACUCGUUUGAAAGUCAGUGGUGGAACUCAAACGGACCUUGGCGGACGAACACUGAAGCCAACCCAGUACAAGGCGCCUCCGACAUCUACGCAAUCAUCGCUCAACCAGCCGUGCGGAUCUUUCAGCGACUCUGAAUACCAAACUACCAACGGCGGAGUGAAAUUCGCUUUGCCCGUUGGUCCCUCGUCCGCCACUGUCAAUGGAAAAGUGGCCAAUCAGCAAACGGGGUUUAAAUCUUAUUCGCUCACUGCCCCCAUUGCCAAUCAACUGUCGCACAACAUUCGGGAACGCUUGUUACUUUCCGGCACACAGAGUCUUCCGAAAUCCCAUUUCAACCACAUCAAUGCCAGAGGCAUGGAAGAGAAGCGUUUAGCGCAUGCCAAUUUCGCUGCACAUUUAUUUGCCGGCGUCAGCGAACUGAAUGGAGAAACGGAUUUGAAUCUAGACUCGCCUGGAGCGUCUCAGUCGGGUGAUAAGUUGCGUGACAAAGACAAGUCCAUCAAGUACGUCGUCAACGGCAGGAACAUGCACACGGACGGAUCACUUAGUGACACGCCCUACACGGCCUACUGGAACAAGUACCAUCCCAAGAACGCCAAUGAUUUGGCGAUUAAUCCAGAGACGAAUUUAGAUUCUGCACAUGGCCCUAAAAUACCUUGGCUGAAUAACCCGCCAAGUCCUCGAUUGAAUCGUAGCAACAGCGUUCGUUCGACAAAGUCAGAAAAGGUGUAUCCUUCCAUGUUGCAACGCAAUGAAGAGAGUGAGCUAAACAAUUUCAGUAGUCACGUACAAGAAAACGGAUGUGACACUACAAGUAACCAUCGUUACGCGGGAUCAUCUACGUCCCGGUCUUCGCUAGGCAACUACAGCGCUCUCCUGUCACUCUCUAGAAUGAAUUCCAAAGAAGAAGAUUGCCACGGAUCAUCCCUCAGUCUGGUUUCGACAGCUAGUUCCUUAUAUUCCUCCCAAGAAGAGAAACAGGCAUCGGAAAUCCGCAAGUUGAGACGGGAUUUAGCUGAAGCUCACGAGAAAGUAAACACGUUGUCUGGACAACUGUCCACUAAUGCUCACGUAGUUGCUGCUUUCGAACAGUCGUUGGCCAGCAUGACUAGUCGCUUACAAUCACUGACCAUGACAGCCGAGCACAAGGAAAAUGAACUUCAGGAUUUACGCCAGUUUAUUGAUCAAUUACGUAAGCAAGGGUUCGAUGCUGGGUCCUUGGGGAAAAUGGACUCGCAUUCCAACCAUGCAACAAUAUCACGUCAACUGUCGAGCGAUUCUGUUUCGAGCGUGACUUCUCAGACGACGAAUAUGAGCUCGGUUUCGUCCUUGUCGCCAUCCCAGCCCAAUGGAUCCUGCUCACCUUCACCUUCUCCUUCACUGAAAAAGAAGUCGUGGUUGCGUAAUUCGUUCUCAAAAGCUUUUUCACGCUCCAAACGACCGCAAGGAGGAGGCCCUCGCCAGGGCACUGGAUCAGACUCUGAAGAUUCUUCCGGUCCCGUACGUGGAAUGGGCAGCACUUGGUCGGCUCCUUCCUCUCCUAUGUUAGCUAGUCACCAUCCACAUCCCCAUAGUCAGAUGGACGUGACAGAUGGCGAUGCCGAUCGAUCGGUAGCCGUUCCAGAAACUGUUCAAGAACUCAAGAAACAGCUCAGAGAAAAGGAUAUGGUGCUGACCGAUAUCCGUCUCGAAGCGCUAUCUUCUGCCCACCAAUUGGAAGCGCUCAAGGAAACGGUUUCCAGGAUGAGGAACGAAAUGCUUACGCUGAAGCAAGACAAUGAGAGGCUCCAUCGUCAAGUAGAUCAGAAAUCAGCUGUCUCAUCCCCUCAUCAUACGGUUGAUCGUCGUGGAUCCCAUCGUCGAUCGCCAGCCGAUGAAGCAUCUGUCAUUACUGAUUGGAUGCUUGGACUGGACAAUGACAAGGACAGCAAAUCGAUCGCUAUACAUCUCCACAUAAAGCAAGAGGACGAGGAUGAUGUCACAUCGGCAAUCGAUACUACUCAUUUGUGGUUGAUUGGAUAUGUCGCUGUCAGCGGAAAGACUCGUUGGGAUCAUCUGGACCACUCUGUUGGCAAGCUCUUUAACGAGUACUUGCGACAGGUUGACCCUCAAUCUCACCUUGGAUUGGAUGAAGAAUGCCUGUCUUCCUAUCGUGUUGGAGAAAUUGUGCGAUCGUUGAACACCGACGAAGAAGUUGCUACUCCUCCUGAACUGCUACCGUGUGGCUAUUUGGUGGGCGAUUGCAAUUACAUCGCUUUAAUAGUGAAACAAAGCUCCAAAUAUGACUUGCCAGCUUGCCUCGCACUAGACACGCUCAUACCUCUACCUAUACUCAGCAGAUAUGUGUCGUUAUUGAACGAACAUGGACGAGUCAUCCUGAGUGGACCUUCAGGAACGGGCAAAUCUUAUUUGGCUCGAAAACUUGCCGACUAUUGUAUCGGGAAGGAUGAUGUUCCUUCAACUUCCACCACUGUGCUCAAAGUUGAUGCUUCGAGCUGUAAGGAAGUUCGGCAAUAUUUGAGUCACGUCUGUGAAUCUUUGCUGACUGGCAGUUCAAGCGACGUUCCUACUGUUAUAAUUUUGGAAGAUUUACACCUGGCUCCUUCCCUUUGCGAUAUCUUUGCGCCACUGUCUCACUUUGAGUCGGUUAGAGAGAAACAAAAAUUCCCGUACCUUAUUGGCACUACAGGCCCAAUGGCGCAAUCCUCGGUGCACCUCCAGUUACAGUUUAAUUUCAGGUGGAUUCUUUUAGCAAAUCAUGCAGAGCCGGUUCAAGGCCUUAUCCAGCGUUUCUUACGUCGUCGUUUAAUUCAAAGUCAACUGCUGGCUAAAUCACGUGACGGAGCAUUGGAGCGAGUUGUCGAGUGGAUCCCUCGUUGUUGGGCCCACCUGAACAAAUUUCUGGAGACUCACAAUUCGGCUGACGUGACGAUUGGCCCGCGUUGGUUCCUACAGGUCCCAGCUGAUUCGACGUGCUCACAAAUUUGGUUCACCGAUCUUUGGAAUUAUACUUUGGGGCCGUACCUGCUGCACGCAGCUAAAGAAGGGCUUCAGCUCUAUGGAAAACGAGCGCCAUGGGAAGAUCCUACGUCAUGGAUCAUAUCCACUUAUCCUUGGGCUCAAGGCAGUGCCUGUGAUGCUCUUAUGCGACUUCGACCUGAAGAUGUUGGUUACGACUCGGCAACAAGAUCAAAUUCUACGAGUACUUCAAACCAGGAUCGAGAUCCAUUGGUUAACAUGCUAAUUAAACUGCAAGAAGCAGCCGGCCUCCCAAGUCCAGUGGACAACUCAGAAAACAGUUCCGAAUCACUAGCCAGUGGAAGCGAGUCCAAAGUGACUAAUGAUACAGUUUAAAAAGUACCAAAGAUCUGCAAUUUAAAAAAAGUGUAAUAACCAAGCCACAAGCCAUCAUUGUUUACAUACUAUAGCGCUUAUUCUUUGUCUUUUUUAAUCAAAUAUUAAAUCUGUUUCAAUGAAUUUUCGAAGCGGAUUCUCGUUUGUCACUGUGUCGAAAGAAAUCUUUGCAUUUUAUGUUGUUCUUACAUCUAUAUGAUCCAUUGACGGCGUUUUAAAAUAAUUUGAUUUCAUAUUUUUGUACUAGUAAAAUAUUGUGUGCUAUGAAUUUCCCAGUUUAAUAAAGUGUUCGGUAAGUUAUGGAAUUACAAGAUUUUUUUUCGAUUGUGUUUGCGAACAAUACACCGCAUUUUUUACCUUC